Eupeodes corollae is the source of this 11137-nucleotide messenger RNA. It is a transcript of the gene LUBEL, whose product is annotated as E3 ubiquitin-protein ligase lubel. The transcript is spliced from 20 exons. The coding region runs from base 785 to 10582 and encodes 3265 amino acids. Gene Ontology annotation, cellular component: LUBAC complex. Lineage: Eukaryota; Metazoa; Arthropoda; Insecta; Diptera; Syrphidae. Gene Ontology annotation, biological process: protein linear polyubiquitination. The record is from RefSeq and is a predicted model, not a curated record. Gene Ontology annotation, molecular function: ubiquitin protein ligase activity; linear polyubiquitin binding; K63-linked polyubiquitin modification-dependent protein binding.
AUUUAGUUUAUUUCGGGAUUCGGUGGCCACUGAACGUCUACUAGCUCUAGACACUCUGUAAAUCACCACCAAAAGAAUUUGAUUUUGUCGGUUUUUCCUUUUUGUCAGAAAAAAAAAACAACACAACACAAGAAGAAAACAGCCUCGCAGGAAGUAUUCUUUUCGUCACUCUCGCGGCACUAUGUAAAAUAGAAAAAUAGAUCAUUCGAAUCUGAAAAAGUUUUUGAAUGUUGAGGAAUAAAAAGUCACCUGCACUCAGAGGGGAUACAAAACACCGCCGACCACAAUAAAAAAAUCGGGACCGAAAAUAACGAAUUGUGAAAAAGAACAAAACAUAAACUAUCGCCUUAACGAAAAGUUGAUCAUUUGAAAAAUAUAGAGAAAAAAAAACGAAACAACAGCUAAUAUUUUUUUAAUAUUCAGUGUUGAAUUUUAAAAAACGUGGGUUAUAUAAGCAAUUUUUAAUUGUACUUUCUAACAUAUUUCUUUGUUUUUGAGUGCAAAACACUGUGAAAAAACAGAUCCUUGCCAAAAAUAAGGAGAAAGUUCAAAAUAGUUCAUGUACUAUUUUCUUUUUUUAAUUUUGUUGAGCAAAAAGUCUUAUUUUCUAUCUGAUGUGUGUGUUUAUAAAUAGUUGCAAUUCUAAAAUAAUCCAUAAAAUAUACCCUGGGAUAAGAACACAGUCCCCCUUUUAAAACACCAUCAACAUUCAACACGACGAUCUGCAAACUUAUUUGAAAAAAGAAAUAUCUACAAAAAAGGAACAAAAUUCUAUGAUUUUAAAAUGAAUAAUUCAUCGUUCAGAACAAAUACUUUACCAACAAAACUGAAAGUGGAACGCUCUAUGCCUAAAUGGGUGACAGAGGCAAACGACCGAAUUGGCCCCAAGCCACCACUACCACCACCCUCAACUAAUGGCGGAGGAGCUUCGUCAACUUUCCGACCACCAGCAUUGCCGCCAAAAAAGAAUCAACCCGAACCCGACUAUGAAGUUAUUGAAUUUUCUGGUCAACAAUAUUCGAACGAACCGACAACGAUAGCAAUGCGUCCAAAAACUCCUGAUGCAAGACGCCCCGAAUCUGCAAUGAAAUGCACUUUAUGCGGUUCCAACAGUCCCUGGGUAACGUGUGACGAAUGCGCUCAACAAAUAUUUUGUGCAUCAUGCGAUGAUAUGUUCCAUAAGCAUCCCAAACGAAAGACACAUCUGAGGAAGGCAAUUGAAGUAAAAAAAGGAACUACACCUCUUAUCCCACCAAAAGCCUUAACUCCAACUGCUCCGGUUGCACCUCCACGUCGUAAUAAAAAGGGAAUGCCAUCACCAAUGCCACUUCGAAGGGAUCAGGUGAUAGGUUCUACAGCAACAACACCAUCAGUCUCGCCGGUGCCUGGAAGCCAGCAACAACAACCAGCUGCAUGGCAAGAUCGUUUAGGUUCUUUGCGAAGGGGCCUUAACUUAGGCAAUCGACCAUUACCAGAAACACCAAGAACUCCCAGCGAUGGAGUUUCGUCAAGAUCAACUACACCAAAUAGCAAAUCAGUUUUCGAUCAGAUUCAAAAGCCUCCAUCGAUAACGUUGGAGAAAAUAAAAACUAAGGCCAGUGCUACACUUGACAGAAUGGCUUUGUUGCAGCAGAGAUACCGACAACAUAAGCAGUCAAAACCAAACGAGAAAAUUGCCAAUGGACAAAGGGAGCAAAAUUUACCAUCCGACCAAUGGUCAAACAUAUCAUCGCCUUCACAAUUUCGGUCUGGCAGCAUGUCAUCUGGUAUCAAUUCAUUUGACUAUCCUGACGAUACACCGUUUCAUUUUAAUCAACAGAUGUCCAUGGGUGGCAUGAGGGGUCAAGGUUCUUCGGCAAGAAAUAUGAGUACUUCGGUAUUUAAUUUAAAUCAAAUGAGUCAACAAAGGCAUCAUAGGGAUCAGCAAUCACCCAUGUGGAUGGGUGGCGGAAGCCAAAUGCAACAGGCGCAAUCAAUGGCUCAGUUAAACUGCAUUAAUUGUCAUAGCCACGGAGGCUGGAAUCAGUCUCAUCAGCAUUCAGAAGAUUGGCCAGGUGCAGCAAAUUCGAAUUUGAAUCGAUCGAAUAUGAGUCUGAAUGUGACACAUGGUUUCUAUCCGAAUCCGCAUAACCAACACAUGAUGCAUGCUCCACCCGUAUUUAUGAACAUGCCCGGAAUGUAUCCAUAUCCAAUGGGAAUGCCUGUUACAGCAAUGAAUCCAGGUAUGAUGGGAAUGCCGUCAUCAGGGAGGUCUCGGGUACAAUCUCGUGCCAGUUCGAGAGUUCCCUCUCCAACUCACAGUCGAAAGUCUAUGCAAGUUCGCAGCAAGAAACGAAAUGAUUUCAGUGAAAAUGAACUCACAGAUGAUGAAGACUCCGAAAACGAUGAUCGGCGAUCAUUAAUGUCACAACGAUCAGGAAUGGCAAAUGCACGACGCACUCGAAGGCUAUCAAGUGUUUCGCAAGCUUUGGAGCAAGAUGAGCCUAGAAGUCUUAGAACAAAGGCAAUGAGUUCGAGAGAUCGUCGAGGACCUUCUAUGCCAAAAUCUGUACAAGACGACUGGACCUCGUCCAGGAGGCCUUCAAUAGCUACUAGCAAUGCGAAUUCUAAUUUCAAUUCAUACCGAAAGGUUUAUUCAGAUUCACCAAUUUCACCAGACUCCGAGGCUUCAGAAGCACCACCUACCAGAGCCUUGGUACAGGCUAAAAUUCAGGAAAAAAUGAAAGAAUCAUCUUCGAAGACCAAAUCAAAACCUCUGGUAUUAAGUGACAAUGAAGAACCUCCUCAAUCUCCGGGGCCAAAGAGUCCAUUUGAAACAGAAGAAGUUGAAUACCAAAAUGGCCAAGAUUUGAAACAAUCCGAAGAGACUACCACUCCAAUAGCCAACACAAUCGCCGAGGAUAGUUCUUCACUUGGCCCACCACCUUCGACACCCGAACACGAGUGGGAAUGUGAAUUCUGCACAUUUGUCAACGAGCCUAAGACUAAAAUUUGUUCCAUAUGUUGCAAGACACCCAAACAAGCUCCACAAAAAGCUUCCCAAAAACAACCUACAGUAACAUCAGCAUCUGCAAAAGUUUCAACAUCUACAACAACAACAACCACUGGUGUUACCAAUGGCAUAGCAAAGUUGAAAAUAUCACAACAAACUGAAGACGAAUCUGAAGACUACACAUCGGCGGCUAAGAAGAAAGAAAUGGAACCUAUCGAUGAUAUUUGGGCAACUUUAGACGAAAACAUUCAAGCUGAGGCCAAGAAAGCUAAACGUAAUGCUGAAACUGCAAUUGAAUACAAAAAAGCAGAAAAAGAUCAACAAAAUUCAACAUCUUCGUCAACCACUGUUGUUGCAAAAGAGAGUAAGAACAAAGUUCAAAAAGUCUCAACAGGUUGUGGGCCUUCGCCACCAAAAGAAAUCACAAGGGAAUUAAGAUCAACGGCGACAUCACCAGUGCCACAAACUAUGGCCACUCAGACGUAUGAUACUGUGGUUCCAAAGAGAAUCGAGGAAAAUAAUCUUAAAACAAUAUCAACAGAGAUGCCAACUAGUGAUUUUCAGAAUCAAUCUUUUACGCCACCAACACGAAAUUUCAGUCCCAAGGAGAUGUUCAUGCCGAUGAUGCCUACAGAGCCUACAACGUCACGAGAAGCUGAAAAUAUGGCUUUAAUGGAUAGGAAUAUGAGGCUUUAUAGAGAUGGGCCAGCUGAAAGAUAUCGCAGUUCUACAGAUAUUCGGUCCCCUGAUCUAUCUUCCGCAGUUCAGGCUAGUCGAACUCAAAUACCGGACUAUAUUUCCCUGCAGAAGGCUCAAACAUAUCACAAUGACAUAUUCUUUGAUCCAUAUGCGACAUCUAAAAGAAAUGAGCCUGCCCGAGACCCUGAGAUUGAACUAUUUAUGAUGCUUAAAGAAGCCGAACAUUAUAAGUUCACUGCUGAAGAAUUACAUGCAGCCUUAAAGAAUUGUGGCGAUACACAUCCGAUUGUUUGGCUCCGAGAUAACUGGUCUAAAUUAAUCCAAACUGUUCAGAGUCUAGCAACAAAAUAUGGCCAGGAACGAAUCGAGAAUGUUAUUGGAACUAUUUCUGCUAUUGAAGCCCGUGAAGCCCUCCGUUUGCAUGGAGGUAAUGUUUGGCAGGCUAUAUCUGAAUGUGUCGAACAGCGACAGCGGAAAUAUCUUGAAAUAUCGGCCAAGGGAAAUUAUUCCCGGGAAGAUAUUGUUACAGCUCUGACAGCUCAUCAUGGCAAUAUGGAUCUGGCGCUACUGGACUUAAGCAAGACUCAGUUAAAACCGUUUUUGAUGAGAGUGUGGGGAUCUCCAGGAGGAGUUGAGAAUGAAAGUGUUAAUUUUAUGCAACCACAACCUCUACCACCGUCAGUUCCUAAAAGUGAAAUCAGUUCUCCAAUUCAUGAAUUUCUUGCUGCAAAUGCAGAACAAAUAGCAUAUACACAAGAUCAAGCUUCAUACAGAAAUACAUUAUCAUCUAUGAAUAGUCCGCUCGAAAUCAAAGAAGAUGGAUUUGGCUGUCAGUCUCAGGCCAACAGUAACAAAAAUGUCUUGAAAGAUCUCGAAAUUCUAAUUGGUAAUAUGGAACAGGUGCAAGCUAAGCAAAACAGUCAGAAUCUUCGAAAUAUGGAAGAUAUGUUGGGGAAUCUUCUUGCAAAGAAACCUCUUGAGCCAGAAUUAGAUUCAGAGUCGGAAAGAAUUUUUAUGAAAAGUCCAAUCUAUUCGAAUAGAAAUGUUGCUAAUAACAGCAAGGCGGGUGAUGACGUAAAGAACUUUGUUUGGCAACAUAUUCAAGAUGUUGCCCCGAAUCUAGUUGAACAAGUCGAAAGGGAUCUUCUUGAGCCAUCACCACCAGUUCUUGAAGUUGAGGAAGCCGAACGCCUGGUUGAACCUCCUCCAAUAGACCCAGAUGAAUUUCUAAUGGAGGAAAUAAUAAGACCAAAUUUAAAACAUUCGACAAAAGAGGAAGAACCGGAGAAUGAGAUGGAAGAUAUUAGUGCAAUGGAAGACUUCAAGCCUUAUGAAGAUAGGGGCUUACUAAGAAAACAAACAGAAGAAUAUGAACUAAAAUCUUUUAAAAAUGCUUUCCGUCAAGUAUACAAAAUGACAAAAGCCCCUGAAUCAUCCAGUGAAGAAGAAAUCAGCGAGGAAGAGUCUAAUGACGAGGAAGACAGUCAGGAAGAAAUAUCUUCUAGAGGUGCACUAAUUCGUUCUACUAUAAAUAAAACUGCGGACUCUGAAAUCAAGAAUUCACCCACAGUUCACCAAUCGGACUCUCCUGCGAUUCAAAUAAAAACUGAAAAAGUAUUAUCUGUCUAUAAAGAAAAUAAGCCUUUAGAAGAACAAAAUGCUGAAGAAUCUCCGAAGAACACAACUGAUGCAAACAGUGUACAAAAUAUUACAAUUACUAACGAUUUACAAUCAUCUAGUUUUGAAAUAAAUGAAGAAAUGAAGAAAGACAAAAUUGUGGGCUACAAAGGAUAUACCUUUCGUUUUGGGUUUAAUAGUUCAAGAAGAAAUAGAAGAGCAAGGAACCGGCGUUCAAUAAAACGAGAAAAGAAAACUACUGAUAGUGAAGUUGAGGAAAAUGAACCUGAAGAAUCUACUUAUAUUGAGGAGCAAAAUGCUCUUUCUGCAUCGGCAGUUCUUCAGAACCAAGACCAAACAGCCCAAAAUGAAAAAUUUGAUGUAUCUACAGAACAACCAACUGAAUAUACUACUCUUAAUAAAUCUGAACUAACUUCAGAAUCUAUUACAACUGAAGAAAUCAGAAAUGCAACUGAAAAUCUUGAAGGUGCGUCUCUACAAAAUAGAUCCAUUCAGCCAGGAAACAAUAAAGAACAGCAAAGUCCUAAAAAAGCUAAUAGAAAUGUGAAGAAACGUUCAAAUAUCCCAUCACGUUCAAAAACUAAGCAAAAUACAAAUUCUGAAAAUACUUCUCAAAAGAUUCAACAAAAGAAAGAAGAUGUUGAAGCAAACAUUUCAGAGGCCAUACAGACAGAAAAGUCACUACCAAAGACUUCUGAAACUGAAAACAGUCAAAAUAAAGUAGAUGUCAUAAUUAAUAGUCCAAACAUCUCUACCUCCAUUCCUGAACUUGAAAGAUCUAAAAGUCAAACACCCAGUCUGCCAACAUCAGCUCUGAAAGAAAUAAAUCAAUCUGAUGAAGCUGACACUAAACCCUCUACAAGUUCACCUCGUAAAGCAUCACAGCUUAAAAAACCUAAAGCUCGAAUCACUGAAAAGAAAAUGGUAACUACAAAAACCGAUGAGCAUUCUUCCAAGCCUUCAAAUAGUUCUUUAACACAAAUAUCACAAGAAGUUUCUACCACAGACAGCUUUAAGGCAAUUCAGUCAGUGCAACAUGAAAACACAAAUUUGCAUAAGUCCUUAGAAUCUUUGAACACAAAGAUUACUGUCAAAGAAAAUACAUUUAAUAUACCUCUUACUGGAGAAUCAAAUAUUCCACAACAAAGUUUGUUCAACGAAGAGACAGUUUUGCCCACAACUUCAAAAAAGAAGCCAACUUCAAAGAUUCCAGUAAAACGAACAACAAGCUCAACCAGCCUUAAAUCUAUAGAAAGUGUUUCAACCUCCUUGACACCAACUCCUACAACAGAAUCUUCUUUUAAUUUUGAAGGCCCACAAAGCCUCAGUAAAGAUCAAAAAGAUCUCUCAACUGAAGAUGAAGAAUUAUUUCAGGAUGUUCAGAGUUCGUCAUCUGAAGAAGAAGAAGACGAACCAAAUUUCUAUAAUGCAAUCGAGGAUAUUACUCAGACUCCAUCGAUUGCUCCACCUAUAGACAAUAAAUCAGUUUCAAAAGAAGAUGAUGAUAACUCAGAUCAAGAACUUUUCAGCAUAGGCAGUGAAGAACCAAACACUUUAAGUACUCGUGAUCUAAUGCAAUCACCAACUUCUGAAAAUGAAGUACUCUUAAUACUUGAAAAUCAAUCUUCAAUCAAGUCAGCACAAAUAACACCUGUAUCGAGUAAUAAGUCGAUUGAUUUUAAAUAUUCCGAUCCAUCCAAACAAAAUCUAUCGGAACUUGUUGAAGAUACUCAGAGAUUGAUAAAACAAAUGAAAGAAGAAAUCAACAUUGAUAUGGCUGCUUUUGAUUCAGAUAAUGAAGAAGAUUAUAGUGAUGAUUAUUCAUAUGAAGAAUACGAAGAAGAAUAUGAAGACGAAGAGGAAGAGGAGGGUGAGGAGGAAGAAGAAGAAGACAAUUCAGAACAAUUCGAUGAAGAAGAAGGAACGGAAAAUGAAGAAGAAUACAGUAAUGCUGAUCUAGAAGGAAGUGAUGACGAUGAAAUUCAUGAAAAUGAAAAUCUAUUGGAAGACGUACAAGAAGAAACUGUUCAGGAACAAAUCGAAAUAGAUGAUACAGAAAAAGAAAAUGUAUUUAGAUCAUUAGCACACAUUUCAACUACAGAACAUGCUUCAUUAGUAGUCGUUAACACAUCAGCUUUAAAUAAUGAAACUAAUCAAACAGACACUGAUCUUAACACUGUUUCAGUAGUUUCAGAUGGUGAGCUUUUUGGAACAGGUGGUUUAAUUGAUGAAAACGAUACUUCUUCUCCGAAACAGGAUAUUAUAGGAGCGGCUACGAGUUCAGACCCAAUUUCGGAAAAUGACUUUGCCAUUGAGCUUACAAAUGUUGAAAGUGAUUUAAUAGAUUCAACAAUAGUUAAUGGUCUGAAACUUGUUCAAACAGAAAUGGAAAAAGUUCUUCAAUCUGAAUCUCAAAGCUCGGAAGCAAUGGAAGAUAACAAACCUUCAACAAGCAAAGCUGUGCAAAUAACAAAAGAAAAUAAACAAGUUCAACAUUUAAAGAAGACACUUCAGAACAAAUCACAAAGCCAACGUAAUAAAUCAAAAAUACCAAGCGUAACUAAAAAUAAGCUCGAUAAUGUUAUUAUUGAUCAAAAGGAAGAAACAAAGAGCUUCCAAAACGCAAAAGGCACCGAUUCAUCAAAUGAUGAAGCUUCUUCGAAUUUAGAAAACUCUUCAGAGUAUAUAUCAGAACCUUUGCAAAUAAACACAAUUGCGUUGGUACCUAAUGCAAAAACAAAAGAAGAACAAUCAAUUACCGAAGAAAUAACAUCUCUUCUUGAAACAAAAUUUAUUGAGUCGUACAAUGAGCUUUCAAAAAGUCAAUCAAAUCAAAACUACCCCGUGACACAAACUGAAAUCCUUGAAAUAAACGAACCAUCUUCAUCAAGAACAAGCUCUGAAUUAAAUAUUCAAGAACCAAAACUUCCCUCGGUAUCCAAGUCACCAGAACCUAAUGUUUCAGAAUACGAUGGGGAAAUAAAAGAAUCAAUCCAAAUUUAUGAAAUAAAUAACACAUCUUCUUCAAGCUCUGAUAAAAUAAUUCAACAGCACACAGAAAAUCAUGAAGAUUUAGAAAAUACUACACAACUAGCUGAGUCAAAUGAACCUUCUCUGUCAAGUUCCACUGAUAAAAGAGUUAUUCAUAACAUAAAUGAACAGCUUUUGCAAGAUAAUUUGGAAAGUAACAAUCAAGAAAAUAAUACUGAAGAUUCAAUAGUUUUAAUUCCAAAUGAAGCAAGUUCCUCACUCGUAUCCGCUCUAAAAGGCCUUCUUAAAAAUGAAGAACCAACCACUUCAGUAACUCAAGUAAAGGAUUUAAUUUCAGCAAGUUCACUGACAAACCAGAUUUUUGAAGCUCAGCCAUUCUUAGAUAGCACAGAUUUUCAAAACGGUGCAAAGCAGAUAUCUGUUACGCCUUCAACAAGAAAACAGGAAAAUGAAAACGUUCCAGGAACAUCAAAAGACUCCAUACCACGAAAAUCUCCACCGAAAAAAACUGUCAGUAAAAUUCCAAAACCAAAAGUAAACUCAAAACCCGCACCAACUCCAACAAGAUCAAAAUCCUUCUCAGCACCUUCACCUAUUGGGGUUUCUUCAGUUCGUGCUAUACAACAAGAGCUCUUUAAUAAACAAGCCCAAUUGGCAAAACCUUCAGUGUCCGGCUUCCAGAGGCCUAUCCCACCAAAACUUGUUCGUAAAAAAUCUAUCACCGAUGCAAUUUCUAAAUUUACUCAAGCUACUUCAGAGCAUACUGUUCAAAGGUCUCGAACCCAACCUAAAAUUCCAAAAAUACCCAAAAAGAAAUACCAUGAAACUUGCUUCAGUGAUGAUGACUACCAAGACUCAAGUUCAGAAGAGGAAGAACCACAACCUGUGGAAGUUCGUUUAAGGAAGCAGAGUGCACCCGUUUUCAGGACUUAUGCCAGCAUAAAGGAGCUCCAACUUGAACAGCCUGAGAUCUGCGCCAAAAGACUAAUUGAUGAGCAGUUAGUCUCAAACAUGGCAGAAGCUCAAAUUGCUGCUGCUCUCGUUGGCAUGCGCUUUCAACAAGAUGUCUCAAUUUGGGCAGCUAAAGAGUGCUGUGAUCUAGAACAAGCGAUAGCGCUCUUACAACAAGAAUGUGAACUCUGCAUGGGUUCUUAUCCCUUGAAUCAGAUUGUUUCAAUGCUUAAAUGUACUCAUAAAUGCUGUAAGGAGUGUGCGAAAAACUAUUUCACAAUCCAGAUUACCGAUAGAAGUAUUAACGACUGCAACUGUCCAUUCUGUAAAACACCAGAACUUCAUGAUCCAAAUGUACUUGAAGAUGAAAAUCUUGAGUAUUUUUCGAAUCUUGACAUUUUCAUCAAAAAUAUCGUUGAACCUGAAGUACACGAGCUUUUCCAGCGGAAACUAAGAGACAGAACAUUGAUGCAGGAUCCAAAUUUUAAAUGGUGCAUUCAAUGUUCAUCUGGAUUCUUUGCAAGACCCAAACAAAAGAGGCUUAUAUGUCCUGACUGUGGUUCGGUUACCUGCAGCCAGUGUCGUAAAACCUGGGAAAAACAACACGAAGGACUAACAUGCGAAAAAUUCCAAGAAUGGAAAGAUGCUAACGACCCUGAAGUACAAGCCAAAGGUGUUGCCGAACAUUUGGCUCUAAACGGCAUCGACUGUCCAAAAUGUCGUUUCAAGUAUUCCCUUGCCCGUGGAGGUUGCAUGCACUUUACGUGCACUCAAUGUAAAUUUGAGUUUUGCUACGGUUGUGGCCGACCUUUUAUGAUGGGAGCCAAAUGUACCGUUUCACCCUAUUGUUCAAAACUUGGUCUGCAUUCACAUCAUCCACGCAGUUGCCUUUUCUAUUUGCGUGAUAAAGAACCCCACACUCUGCAGAAUUUAUUACUGCAAAAUAAUGUUCCAUUUGAUGUUGAUCCGAUUGUUGUUGAAGGUGCAGGCGGCAGCAAGUCAUCAGGCGGAGUUUCUUCUAAAUGUCCCAUUCCAUUGCAAAAAGAAACCCCCAAGGGUUUGGUUGAUACUGUGUGUAAUACUGAUGUACAGAAGGAUCAUGCUGGGCUAUGUCGCCAGCACUAUGUUGAGUACUUGGCUAAUAAAGUAUCAAAAGCCAGUAUUGACCCGUUGCCUAUUCUCGAUCUAACGGAUUGCGUGCAGGAGCUCCGCAGACGAGGUCUUCCUCUACCUGAACGUGGGCCCUGGGACACAGAUGAGAUCUACAGAGAUAUGUGCUCAAAGGUUAUCAAGGAGAAAAUUCCUCUCUAAUGAACUUGAAAAUUCAUCCCAGUCAAGGUUGGCAUUAAAUUACUGUCUUAAGCAAACAAACAACAACAACAAAAACACAAAAUAUCGUCUAUUUAUAAAAUAAGAAAUAUCGAUUUCUAUCUACAUAAUGGGUUGAAUGAAUUUAAUAUUAAAAAAUAUAUAGUUCAUACAUACAAUAUCUAAAGAAAAUAGAAAUUAAAUUUACCUGUGCAACCAAUUUAAUUUUAAAUCACUAUCCAGAGCACUGUCGAGCUCUUUCAAAUGGAAGGAAAGUCAGAACGAAAUGAAGUGUGCCUGUGCACCAGAAAUACAGUCCACUAUGCACCAGUGUACGGAAGCGCAUAAUAUGCUCUACAAUUUAUUUGCUUACUUAAUUAUAUAUAUUUUUUCUAAUCAACUUCGAUCCCUUGAUUGGGAUACCAGGAUUUUUAUAUAUUAUAUUUUAUCUCUUCUUAUUUUUCCUAUUAAUGCAAUCAAAGUUAUACAUACCUACAUAAACAAAUUUAUUUGCAUGGAUGGAUUCAAAAUAAAGUUGAUUUUAUUUAUUACAAAAAU